Dryobates pubescens (Downy woodpecker) is the source of this 1617-nucleotide messenger RNA. It is a transcript of the gene BEND6, whose product is annotated as BEN domain containing 6. Gene Ontology annotation, biological process: positive regulation of neuron differentiation; negative regulation of Notch signaling pathway. The transcript has 8 exons. The record is from RefSeq and is a predicted model, not a curated record. Gene Ontology annotation, molecular function: DNA binding; transcription corepressor activity. NCBI's taxonomy places the organism in Eukaryota, Metazoa, Chordata, Aves, Piciformes, Picidae. Gene Ontology annotation, cellular component: nucleus.
GAGAACCAGGUAGCAAUGAAAAAAUUCACACUGUUCGACUUUGUGAAUGAGAAGUCCCUGCAAAUUGGAGAGACUUCAUGGAUACAGGACCUUCCCAGCGAUGGCAAUGAACUGGAAAGGCUUCUGAAGCCCAAUGAGCACAUGCUGGUAAAUUGGCCAGUGGGAGAAAGGAAGACAGAGAAGCACUUGGUGAAAGUUGUGUACACGAGUGAUGACCCCCAAGAGCUGGUGGAAAUGAUGCAAAGGAUAUUAAGAGCAGAUGAAAUUACACAAAUACAAGUCCUUGGAAAAGACAAGAGGAAGAGGAUAGAAAUGAUCUUCUCAGAAAGCGAGGACAGUGACCUGGAUAAGGAACAGAGAGCACCAUAUUCAGGAGACAACUUUCUGUGCAGUGAAAGCAGCAGUGAUGAGGAAGAGCCUUUAUUUCAGCUCUCCAAGGUAGAGCUGUGUGCCAAAAUAAAAUGUCUCCAGAGGAAGCUGGCAGACACCAUGAGAGAGAACAGCCGCCUGAGGCAGUCCCUGGUGAUGCUCCAAGUGUUGCCACAGGCAAUCACCCACUUUGAGGAACUGAUAGGGAUGGCUGAAGCACUGCUCAGAGGGGGAGUGACAUCCUCUCCAUCCAGCCUGCGUUCACAUGCUGUUUGGAAAGCCUCCAACAAUCCGAUAGCAGAUUCCUAUGCAGCUAUGCACGGCAGCUCCUGCUCACCAGCCACUUUGAAUCUGGAAGAUGAGGAGCAACAGACCAACAAACAGUUCAAGAUCGAAAAGUGGCAGGUUGCACUUUGCAACAAGAGCAAACCUCAGAAGUUCAUAAAUGACUUGAUGCAAGCCCUUUACACACAUGAAUACAUGGCCACACACAGCCUGACGGGUUCCAAGUCCUCCUCUUUCAAGGACAAAGCAGCAAAACCGGCUAUGAAUCAGAAUGAAGUGCAGGAAAUCAUAGGAAUCACAAAGCAGCUGUUCCCAAACACAGAUGAUGCUUUAAUUAGGUGAAUGAUGGGACAAAAACUGAACAACUGCACCAAGAAGCCAGUUCUAAGCAAAGAUCCUAACUCAGGUGCUUUUCAGAAGCACAGCUUUUGUUUGAAGGUGAAGGCUCCCGCGGGAAAGCGUUUGUUGAUUGUUACGCCCUGCGGCGUGCGCGCCCAGCUUUCCCCGGAGCGGCCAAUUUCCUGCCUUCCCGCCCCUCACCGGGUCAGCGCCAGCGGCCGCCCUCUCCCCUCCCGGGAGCGGCGCGGGAAGGAGGUGCAGCCGGACUGCAGACCGAGGAGGGGCGGUGGGAGUUCGGUGACGGAAAGGUCCCGAAGCGCCUCCAGCGAGCGUGUGCCGCGGGGCUGUGGCGGUGGUGCCGGCACCUGCCCUGCGGCAGGAGCGAGUGGGAGGCGCAGCGAACCGCACUACAAGUCCCGGCAAGCCUCUGCCCGCGCCGCCGCCGCCAGCUUGAAGAGGAAGCGGCGCGCUGGGUCGGGGCCUCGCCGUGCCCUCAGGUGCCGCUGGCUGCGGGGCGAGCGGGGGCAGAGGCCGGCGGCGGGUUGGGUCGCGGCGGUUUGCGGGGCGGUCGGCGAGCAGCCGGCGCUUGCUCGGCCCCGCCUCGGGCGCGGAGUGCAGCCUUAG